AUGGCGGCGGCGAAAUCCACGCUUUUCUCUUUCCUCUCGCUCUCUUUCUUCCUCUUUUCUUCGGGGGUUGUCGAGGCGUCCGUGUCGUCGGAUGCCGCGACGACGAUUGAAAUGCACGGUUCUGGCACGACCAACCCGUCCAAGUACUUCUGGAAGGCGAUGGAUAUUUUGGAAGAGCGAGCGGGGAAACCGGUGCGAAUGACGUACCGAGCCGUCGGGUCUGGGACGGGACAAUCCGAGUUCAUCGGGGACGUUUCGGACUUUGGUUCCGCAGAUAUUCCGUUGAGCAGCACUCAACACAGCGGUUUCGCUGGUACUGUCGUGCAAGUGCCGUUUCAGCUCGGCGCGGUGAGUUUCUUUCACAACGUCGCCGCGGACGACUUGGGCGUCGCCGGUCGAUUGAACUUGACCAGCUGUACGUUGGCGAAGAUCUUUUUAAGACAGAUCACGACCUGGGACCAUGCGACGAUUGUCGCGGACAACCCGAACUUAUCUGUCCCGGCUGGGCAACCGAUUACGAUCAUCCAUCGAUCGGACGGGUCGAGUUCGACGUUCGGGAUUACGAGUUAUUUGUCCAAGGCGUGUCCUGACGUUUGGACCGGCGGCGUUUCGAAAAAUGCAGAUUUGUUCCCUCCGGAUGCGACGUACGCGUUACCUCGGCAAGGAAGCGGUAACGUGGCAAACGCAAUCGCUGAGAACCAGUAUUCAAUUGGGUACAUCGACGCCGGUCACGGUCACGAGCUCGGGUUUCAAGAAAUUUCCUUGGAAAACAAGUUCGGUCAACAGUUGGUUUCGAAAGAGGCGAACAUUCCCAAAGCGGCGACGGAGUAUGGUACCUUACCAUCGAUUGAAGACGAUUGGAGUAUGGUGUCUUUGAUUAACUUGGAUGGUGAAGAUGUGUGGCCGAUUACCGCGUUUACGUACAUUUACGCGAGAACGACCCUUACCGGCGAGGUCGGGAGGCUCGUCAAAUCGUUCAUGAUGUAUUGUUUAUCCGACGAAGGUCAAGCCAUGGUUCCGGACUUUUUGUUUUACGCGCUCGACAGCACGACGACGGCAUCGAUGAGAAUGCAGGUGGAAUCAAAGAUUGCUUUAACUACGUGGACAUUUGAAUUGGCUUCCGCCACUCAACCGACUGACGGUAUGGGCGCAGACGUGUUUUCUGGUAAGCGGAAAUCUUACGGCGAUUACGAGCGCGAACUGCUCGUUUCCAAAGUGGACGUCUUGGAGUCCUCCGUGGCGAACUUGCAAUCGAUGGAGUCUAUACCCGUUCACGGCUCUGGGACGACCAACCCGUCGAAAUUCUUUUGGAAACUCAUGGACACUUUGGAAGAGCGUUCGAGAAUCCACUUGUCCAUGUCCUACCGCGCGGUCGGCUCGAGUACCGGCAUUAAAGAAUUUGUCGGCGCUGACAACGGUUACGAACCUUAUUCGCACUUUGGUUCUGGGGAUAUCGUCGUCCCUACGGCGGAUUAUACCGACUUGAACAACGCCGGCAAAGGCUUCGUGACGAUUCCGUUCCAACUCGGCGCGAUUUCCUUCUUCCACAACGUUCCGGGCGUUCCGGAUGGCAAAGCGUUGGACUUACAACCGUGCGUUUUGGCUAAGAUUUUUACUCGAAAAAUCAAAACUUGGGACCAUGCGGACAUUUUGAGCUCCAAUCCUGGCUUUUCACCACCGGCGGGUAAAGAAAUUACCGUCGUGCGACGCAUUUACGGUUCUUCCUCGACGUCGUUGAUCUCCCAAUACCUCCACAAGGUGUGCCCGAGUGAUUGGGACAUCGGUGUUGGCUCGGGUAACGCGGCGAGUUCGAACCCGACGGUGCCGACGAAGGCGCCAUUUUGGCCCUCCGACACGGUCGGCGCGGAAGGUUCUGGUGGCGUUUCCGACGCCAUCAGCGCCACGGAGUAUUCCAUCGGGUACAUCGAAUCCGGUCACGGACAAGCGUUGGGCCUCGCCGAAGUUGCCUUGCAAAACAAAGACGGCAACUACUUGACGGCCGCGGAUGCCGACAUUGGCUCCGCCGUGAUGCAAAUUAUGUCCUCCAUUCCAAACGCCGACGGCGAUUGGGACAACGACAAUUUGUCUUUGCUCGAUUUGGGUGGCGAAAAGACGUGGCCAAUCACCGCGUUUUCGUUCAUGUUCAUUCGAAAGGAUUUGACCUCCCUGGGUCGCUCUGGCCCAGCCGUCAAAGCGUUCGCGGAAAUGGUCUUAUCCACCGAAGGUCAAGCGAUGCUCCCGGACUUCGGUGCAAACGCCGUCCCGGCUUCCAUCAUUGCAAAAGGCGUCGCCGGUCUCGCGCAGUUGAAAUUCGCCGCCACUUCGACCAUGUUCAUCCACGAACUCUCCACCUUGGCCGGCACCGGCAUGGGCACGCACGUUCUCUCCGUCAAACGUAAACGUUGGGCGGAUGUCGAACGAGAGCAACUCGUCGCCGACUUUGAAAAGCUCAAGGCGGACUACGAAGCGACCAUUGCGGCUUUGAAAAGUGAAGACGCCAACACCAUCACCAAAGACGAGUUGGAACGCUUAGCCGUUCCGGCGUUGGUAUUUGCCGUCAUCGCGUUUCUCAUGAUUUGCACCAGCUUAAUCUUGGGCGGGGUUUCCUGCACUCGAACGCGAAGACACGAGCGCUUCUUCAACGAAGACGACACGUUGCGCGAGAAAUACACCGCCUCUUCGAAAGCGUAA
Molecule: messenger RNA, 2691 nt
Organism: Bathycoccus prasinos
Lineage: Eukaryota; Viridiplantae; Chlorophyta; Mamiellophyceae; Mamiellales; Bathycoccaceae
Product: ATP-binding cassette superfamily
Exons: 1
Coding region: 1-2691 (896 amino acids)
Source: RefSeq, a predicted model, not a curated record